AUGGAACUGCCACCUCCCUUGGAGGAAGUCGACAGCCCGAAGGCACCGAAGGCUUCGCCCCUUGCGCUUGCGGAGUCGAAGUCUGCUGGUUGGCUGCCGACGAUUCGGCCUCUGUCAGGAGUGUCAGCACUGAGAUCUCAUGCACAGACCAUGUACUUCAGCACGCCGAAGCAAGGUAUGACGACCCCAUCCCCAGCAGGCACAGAGGGCUGGGUGUUUACGGAUGGCUGGGGAGGGACUCCCUCAAGGCUCCAGGCUUCCAGCCUUAAGCCUGACAUGGCCAGCACUGGCCCUGCCCUGCUUCGAAAAUCGAAGUCUGAUAGUGCACUGCAUGGGCUAUCUCCGAAAGCCUCAUCUGAGAACGUACGUGCAGGGGGGACCAUGUUCGGCCUCACGCGAGCACACCGUUCUGGGGCGGUAGUGGCAGGAAGGACCGAGUUCGUAGAUCAGGGCAAGCUGGUCAAAGACAUCGACAAGCUGACCACGGCACUGGGCGAAGUGAAGACCAUGUUCGAGGGUUUUGAUCCUCGGCGGUCUCCGAAGAAGAAACCCACCUUCAGUGAUCUACUGGCGGGAGGCAAGGCUCAGAAGGAGGGUGCGGAAGGGGACGCCGACAACGACGGGGACGAGGCCUUGCGGGAGGCCCAGGAGCGCCUCGCAGAGCGGCUCCAGGCCUACAAAUUCUGCCGUCGCAUCGAGCCGGAGCUGCCUCCAUUGGCUCCCUUGGCUUCAAGUGGUCUCGCCCCGCGGAAGCCCUCUCAGACUCUGGUCGUUCGCAACACCACUCCCGAGGCCAUUCGGAUAUGGUUGCCGGCGAAUCGCAAAGAGCGAAUCGCGGCAUUUGCGGAGGAAAGAUCCUACCGUCGACGCUUGUACCAAACUCAACGCGAGCGGAUGGUGGAGGAAGCUGCAGAUUCGCUGAAGGAGGAGCUCGUUCGCAAGGAAGAACAGGCCAAGCAAACGGUGGAGAGCCGCAAGCUGCAAGCAAAGCUGAAAUCCGAAAGCAGGGAUUUUCCGGCAGCAAAGUGGUUUACGCUCAUUUGGGCUGCUGGCUUUUUGCGGCAGAUUCAGCAGGAUCAAAAGCAAAGGAAGGUUCCGGUACUGGAACGCGUCGAGUACUUGAGGGAAAACUCAGACAACCUCUUGGUGAAGAGGUCUAGGCUCACGGCCGGGCAGAUGAAGGAGGCCCUGAGGAUGGAGACUGUGGUCCAGAGCCCCGCUGUGUCAAGGUUGUUCACCAGCUACGUGGCUUCCAUGAAGAUGAAGAGAAACAUUACCAAAGCCAAAGCCAAUGCAAAGAAAGUCUAUCAAGCUUUGCGAAGCUGGCAGGUGGCUGGUCGCGUCAUCUUCGCCCUGAAGAAUGUUGCGUUCCAGGCGAGAAAGAUUCAAAGAUUUUGGAGAGCAUGCUCAGCGCGCCUUCGAGAACAGCGGGAGAAGAUUGCACAACGCUGGGAGAAACUGGAGCGUCACGAGCUGACCCAGGAACUUUCAAAGUGGGAGCGUCCUGCUGGGCAACGAAACUCCAAUGCGUGUUUGACCUUAGAAGACAAGAUAGCCAUGGAGCUUACGCCGAAGGCGGUUCGGCUAACGUUCGUGGAGAACGAGCUCCGGGCGAGAAGAUACUUCCUGCUACCAGCCAUAGCGAACUGGGAGCAGGAGUGUAUCAGGUGGAAUGAAGAGUACGCUGCGCGCUUGGAGACAAAGCGAGCGUAUCAAGCGCUGGGACAGGAAGAAGGGUUCAUGGAAAAGCCCGAGCAUGCUUUUUCCUUUCCUCCGAGCCGACCAAUGCACUUGCCACCUGCACACCCUUUGGGUGAGGCUGCCAGGGGCGCUAUUUGCUCCCUUGGGUGUCCCGGAAGAAAAGGUGACGAGGAGAUCCUGGACAUGUGGCGGAGGUGCCGGCAAGAUCCCACUGGCUGGAAGAAAGUUCCAAGGACAGGGAUGAAGGAUUUCGUCAUCAAGAAAACGAAGACCGAUCGCAGUCAAGCCGAGGAGAAGAUCUUGUCGCUUGACGAGUUGCUAGAAAACGACAAGGACAAGGACUUCGGUGAAGCACCUGAUGCAGAAGCGAUGAGUUACGGCGUGGAUGAUUCGUUGAUGCCAGGUGGCCAGCCGCCGUCAGAGAGCGAACCAUGCCCAGUUUCGCUUCCCUGCUGA
This is a messenger RNA of Symbiodinium necroappetens, 2157 nucleotides long. The record is from the annotation of a GenBank genome assembly. Lineage: Eukaryota; Dinophyceae; Suessiales; Symbiodiniaceae.